Messenger RNA from Galendromus occidentalis (western predatory mite), 1041 nucleotides. Its product is annotated as carbonyl reductase [NADPH] 1. The record is from RefSeq and is a predicted model, not a curated record. The coding region runs from base 80 to 937 and encodes 285 amino acids. Gene Ontology annotation, molecular function: carbonyl reductase (NADPH) activity. The transcript has a single exon. NCBI's taxonomy places the organism in Eukaryota, Metazoa, Arthropoda, Arachnida, Mesostigmata, Phytoseiidae.
GCUCGCGUCGGGAAUCCUGUGCUGACAGUCCGUGUUCGCUGUGUUCGACAAGGGCGAGUUUCCCCGAAAUCCUUAGGACAUGGCCCGGAGAAUCGCUCUAGUUUCUGGAUCUAACAAAGGAAUCGGCUUCUCUAUCGUGAAGCUCCUCGUACAACGAGGAUUCAACGGAGACGUUCUGCUCACAUCGCGAGACGAAGGCCGAGGACGACAGGCCGUCAAAGAACUUUCCGAGAAGUUCAACGUCAAUGUCAAGUACCAUCAGCUCGACAUCGACGAUUUAGAAUCCAUCAGAAAACUCGGCGACUUCGUCCAGACAACUUAUGGGGGCCUUGAUGUGUUGGUCAACAACGCCGGCAUCGCAUUCAAGCGCGCUGCGACCGAUCCAUUCGAUGUCCAGGCCGAAGUCACGGUCAGGACAAACUAUUUCGGAACGCGCAACGUGUGCGACAUCCUGUAUCCCAUCCUUCGACCCGGUGCUCGAGUCGUGCACGUUUCGUCGAUGUGCGGUCAUUUGAGCAUGAUCCCGAGUCCCGAACUCCGCGCACGUUUCAACGCCAAGGAUCUUACGAUCGAACAGUUGAACGCUCUCAUGCAUGAGUUCGUCGCAGCGGCAAAAGACGGUACCCACAAGGAGAAAGGCUGGGGCAACUCGGCGUACAAUGCGUCAAAGGUCGGAGUAUCCGCCCUAGGAUUCAUCCAUCAGAGGCAGUUCGAUGAAGAUAGCCGUGAAGAUAUCAUCGUCAACGUAGUUCAUCCGGGCUACGUGGAUACGGACAUGUCAAGUCACAAAGGGCCGCUCACGCCCGACCAGGGAGCCGAUGCCGCAACGUAUCUCGCAAUGUUGCCGCCGAAGGACCCCGCCAACCCCAAGGGAGCGUACGUCUGGUACACAAGAGAAGUAUAUCCAUGGGAUGCCGAAUCGCUUCCGAGGGACUAAGCUCGCUCGAUGCAGCUGGAAGGCGCACCUUCCAAGCGACACUGUUGAUCCGCAGAAUAUUUGGAGAAACGUAAUGGAUGGUGAAUAAAUUGAAAUGCCCGGGA